Molecule: messenger RNA, 1295 nt
Organism: Coccidioides immitis RS
Lineage: Eukaryota; Fungi; Ascomycota; Eurotiomycetes; Onygenales; Onygenaceae
Exons: 2
Coding region: 236-757 (173 amino acids)
Source: RefSeq, a predicted model, not a curated record
AAGAUUCCGUGCACUCACUCCAACAACUGUUCCACCCAUAUCUAAUUUAAGCAUCGAAGCCAAACAAUCUGACUUCUUCCCGGCUUCACGGUCCCCAGCCCCAAAACGCAGUUGUAUCGUUCUCUCCGACGCACUCCAGAUCAGUGACACCCGAGCUCCGGCAAGAGGCAAAGUCACACUCAUUCGACCAAGCCACCAAGCGUUUUCUUCCUUUUCAGCACAGUGUCGAUCUACCAUGUCCUCCGACGAUGCCUAUGCCUCCUUUCUCGAGAGUGCCAACGCGGACCCGUUCGCCGACAUCCAGUCGAGCUCGAAUGCUUUCCCAUCGUUUCACGCCGCAAAAACGGUAGACAAGGACCAGCACGUUCCAAGGGCGCUACGGGAUGUAGAGUACUACUAUGUUUCUGACACAGAUGAGACGUUCCAACCAGUGGUGUUAGCAUGGGACAAGGCAGGACAAGGAAAAUGGCCGAGUCCAGAUGAAUUCAAAUCCCUUAUAUUUGACCCUUCCAACGCUUCCGAUCUCGAAACAUCCACCCUAUCCCUGGCCGAAUUUGACCCACGUAACCAGUACGAGACAGUCUUCCAUGCGAUUCGCACUGCUAUCUCGGGCUCGGAAGCUUCGGCAGCACCGGAGGCUGAGCUUCGAGUAUACAGGAUCCAACACGGAGAUACCCGCGUGGAGUAUUGGGCCGUGGGCUUAGAUAAGAGUGAGAACCGCCUCGUGGGGAUGAAGGCGCGGGCAGUGGAGAGCUGAAAGAGAGAGAGAGAGAGAGAGAACGGGGGGGGAAGGGAGCGACGGUGGAGUGGUCUGUCCUAUAAAUAGUUUCCCCAAUGCAUUGCUUGGUGCGUCUAAUGUGGGAAGAUCUUUGUGGUUUCAAAUGUAAAAUCAUUGUAUUAGUGGUGGAGCGGUGGGCUGUGUCUCUUUUGUUCCUGUUGGACCGUGGUUGUUAUCUGUUAGGUUGAGGCACGGCAUGCAAGCUGGAGCUGAAAGGCCUGGCCGAAAAUAAACUCUUUCGGAGAAGCCGAAUCCGCAGAUGUGUCGAGCAAAAAUUUUCUGGAAUGGCUAUUUUGAAGGGGAGGCUGCGAAUCUGUUUCCAAGGCAGGUUUCAUUACCUUCUAUCCACUUGAAACAGACUCCACGGAAGAGCAGCUCUAAGCUGGAGAAUUAUGUGCUCUCAAGUUCUAUGCAUUACCCAAAUCAAGGAAUAUAGGUCUUGAGCAUUCAUCUUGACAAUUUGGUUAUAUAUUAAAACAUAUAUAGUGACUACAUGCUAAUUCUUUGCCUGUGCUAA